UUCAGUACUUCAGUACUUUGAUUUUGGUUUGUUAAAAGGGAGGUAAUAGUUCCCAGACUUUUACGGAAUACCUUUGGUUUUAUCAAUGUAUAUUUAGUUCCGGAUAAUACUUCAACUUUGCUGUUGACGUUUGCAAGUCCAACGAAUUUAUUCUUCUGACUGGAAUAUUAGAAGAAUGACACCAACAAUACCGUGAAAUGAACAGAAACAAUAGAAGAAGGAGCAGUGAUCAGUUGAUACUUGAUCAGUUACUGGCAAACAGGACAGUUAUAAAUGAUGGAACGGAAGAUGAAUUGCUUUGCUAUGGUUACUGCUACAGCCGAUGGAGGGUUAUUGUGUUCCCCUUUUUGGUCCUCUUUACUGGUGGAUUUAUUCUAUUAUUGAUGUCAUGGAAACCACAACUUCAAUGUUACCUUAGAAAAAAGAAAUGUUCUUUGCAAUCAGCUGAUCAUAUACUUGUACAGGAUGCUUUCCAUAAUUGUCAUGUCUGUGAAAUAAAAGUUAUAAACUUUGCUGCUGGCAUACCAAGCGAUGUUGGUUUGAGCCAACCAGUGCCACCUGUAGAUGAUACCAGUUCAGAAUCAAGUGAAAGUAGUGAUAAAGCAUUAUUGGUGGAGAAAAGACAGAAAGGAGGUGGCCCUAUUGGUUCAUGGAUUGCUAAAUAUAAUAAAUUUUCUGACAGCCAGUCUUUCGCCAGUUUUAAGAGUGAGAGUGAUUUGAAGUACUUUGAUUAUCAACACAUCAGGUAUAUAUGGGACCAAGGAGCAAGGAACUUCAAUAAAUUGUUAGAUUUGUCGACCAAUGUAUCAUGCAUUUCUAUAACAGAAGAUUUCCAGGGAUUUACAUCAAAAGAACAAGAACAAAAGAGAUUGGUGUAUGGUGACAAUGUUAUAGAUGUAGAUGUGAAAUCCUAUGGUAAACUUUUUAUGGAAGAAGUGAUCAACCCCUUCUACAUCUUCCAAAUUUGCAGUAUUAUAUUAUGGAGUUGUGAUUCGUAUUAUAUAUAUGCUUCAUGCAUAGCCUUCAUCUCACUAGUAUCCAUAGCUGUGUCAUUGUAUGAAACCAAAAGGCAAAGUAUUACCUUACAUAAUAUGGUAGCUUUCUCAACAUCGACAAUCAGUGUAUGUAGAGGGGGAACAGGUAAGGAAUAUGUUCCUGUUAGUCAUUUAGUUCCUGGAGAUCUUAUAUCUAUACCACAUAAUGGUUGUGUCAUGACUUGUGAUGCAGUACUCACAGCAGGGACAUGUAUUGUCAAUGAAAGCAUGCUUACAGGAGAAAGUGUUCCUGUCACUAAAACACAGUUGUCUCAUCAAGAAGACUCAGAAGUAUAUUCUGCCGAUUUACAUAAACGUCACACAUUGUUUUCUGGAACCAAAGUUUUACAGACUAGAUAUUAUGGUCAUGCUAAAGUCACAGCUGUGGUUGUUAGAACAGGUUUUAAAACUGCCAAAGGAGAGUUAGUAAGAGGAAUAUUGUACCCCAAACCUCUAGGAUUUAAAUUUUACCAGGAUGCAAUGAAGUUUGUGUUGUUUCUGAGUGCUAUAGCUUUAAUGGGAAUGACAUAUAGUGUUGUAAUACUUGUCAGAAAAGGAGUUGUGAUACCAAAGAUAAUAUUACGUGCCUUAGACAUUAUAACUGUGAUAGUUCCUCCUGCUUUGCCUGCUGCCAUGACGAUUGGAACAGUUUAUGCUCAAAAUAGAUUGAAAAAGACAGGAAUAUUUUGUAUUAGUCCUCCAAGGAUUAACUUCUGUGGCAGACUUGAUCUGUUCUGUUUUGAUAAGACAGGAACACUUACAGAAGAUGGAUUGGAUAUGUCUGGAGUUUUACCUGUUCAUGAUCAAAGGUUUAUAGGAGUGGUAUACAACCCAGCUGAGCUAGAGAGAAACCAUGUGAUACAAUGUAUGGCUACCUGUCAUUCUCUAACAUUGAUAGAUGGAGAAUUGUCUGGUGAUCCUUUAGACCUUAUCAUGUUUGAAUCCACUAAAUGGAUUUUAGAAGAACCAGGCAGGGAUACCAGUAAGUUUGAUACCAUCAUGCCAACUGUUGUAAAACCAUGUACAAAGGAUACGUUCUUGACUAACGCUAAAGAGUCUGAUUAUGAGAUUGGUAUCAUCCGACAGUUUACAUUUUCCUCGUCUCUACAAAGAAUGAGUGUCAUAACGAGGAAGAUUGACGAUGAUCACAUGGUUCUGUAUUGUAAAGGUGCUCCAGAGAAAGUUACCUCCCUUUGUGAUCCAGAAACAGUUCCUGAUAAUUUUCAUGAAAUAUUACACCAAUACUCAGUGCAAGGCUACAGAAUUAUAGCUCUAGCUUACAGACAAUUAGACCCUAAACUAUCAUGGCAUCAGGCACAGAGAAUAUCAAGAGAUAAAAUGGAGCACAGUUUAACAUUUGCUGGUCUCCUGUUCAUGCAAAACAAACUGAAACAGGAAACCAAACCUGUGAUUGGUAUACUAAAUGCUGCUAACAUCAGGACUGUUAUGAUCACAGGUGAUAUGAUGCAGACCGCUGUGAGUGUGGCUAGGACAUGUGGUAUGAUACCUCCUUGUGAUGACGUUGUUAUAGCUGAUGCUCAUCCACCAGACAGUCGGGGACCAGCUAGGAUAGAAUGGAUACCAUUAGAGAAUCCAGUUCAGGAUAACAUUCCAGAAGGGGAAUCUCAGGGUUACCAGUCAGUAGAUAUGAGAGAAAACCUGGAGAGAACUCACCUGGCUGUUACUGGGAAAUCAUGGAAAGUUAUUACAGAUUACUUCAAAGAUCUUAUACCUAGGAUUUGUGUGAAAGGAUCUGUUUUCUGUAGAAUGUCACCUGACCAGAAAUGUCAACUUAUUGAAAAAAUGCAAGAAAUUGAGUACCAGGUUGGAAUGUGUGGUGAUGGAGCCAAUGAUUGUGAGGCCCUGAAAGCUGCUCAUGCUGGAAUAUCUCUAUCAGAAGCUGAGGCUUCUGUAGCAGCUCCUUUCACAUCACACAUACCAAAUAUAGAAUGUGUAGUUACUGUCAUGAGGGAAGGAAGGUGUGCCUUAGCCACGUCCUUUGGAUGUUUUAAGUACAUGGCAUUAUACAGUUUUAUCCAGUUUAUAUCUGUCUUAAUACUCUACAAUUACUCCUGUAACUUAGCGGACAUGCAGUUCCUAUAUAUAGAUCUAGUCAUAACUACCUCUAUUGCAGUACUCAUGGGAUAUACUGGUGCAUAUAGACAUUUGGUUGCCCAGCAACCACAGAGUAGUCUGAUAGAGUUAUCUAACCUGAUCUCUAUAGUUGGACAAGUAUUGCUAGUACUUUUGUUUCAACUUAGUGCUUUCUUCUUUCUUCAGUCUCAAAAGUGGUACCCAUCUGUGAUGUCGAAGGGAAGUAAGGAUGCUGAUAAUGUAGAUUCAUGGGAAACAACUACAAUAUUUCUCAUUUCCUCCUAUCAGUAUAUAACUGUGGCAUUCUGUUUCUCACAAGGUCCUCCAUUCAGAAAACCUAUAUAUACUAAUUUACCAUACUUGAUAACGUUGAUGCUUUUAUUUUCGUUCUCGACAUUCCUACUAUUGUUACCACAACGACCACUACUGAACUUUUUUUCAGUGAUGCCUCUGGAUGAGAAACCAUUUAUGUUCCGACUGUUUCUAUUUUUAUUUCCUGUUAUCCACUUUAUUUCAUGUGGCAUAUUUGAGUAUGCAAUCACAGACAACAAAAUAACAAAAAAACUGAUACAUAAAAUUAAACCAGAAAAAUUAGGCCCUCUCCAUCAGAAAUCUGUUUUAAAAGAAUUGGAGUUAUCUGAUUGGCCGCCUGUAGGUCAGGUGACUUACAGUGAAGAGGAAGAUGUCUUAAUGCAGAAUAUUCCAGCACUUGCUUUGACUUCUAACUCUAUCAACUAAAAAGAUGAUUGGUUUGAUUACGAUUUAAUCACUGCUGAGCGAUUGAUUUGAUUACGAUUUAAUCACUGCUGAGCGAUUGAUUUGAUUAUGAUUUAAUCACUGCUGAGCGAUUGAUUUGAUUAUGAUUUAAUCACUGCUGAGCGAUUGAUUUGAUUAUGAUUUAAUCACUGCUGAGCAAAUUAAUAGCACAAUAUUAUAAGCAAUUUGUUUUUAAAUUAUCGAAUUUAGUUCAAUAAGUGGGACAUUUCCAGAUUUUUAUACAAAUAUUUAAAUAUUAAUUUCAUUGCGCGAGGACAUUAAUAGCAGAUCAAAGAAUUUGAUAUUUUAAUGGAACAAAUAUCAUCUUGAUUUAAUUUAUUUAUGUCUAAAACAAAGACAAUGUUAUAAUUUGUUUUAUGGUAGUGUAUUAGAGGUGAAAUUACAAUAUUUUAAUGAGUUUUAUAUAAAAAUAAAUC
This is a messenger RNA of Mytilus trossulus (common blue mussel), 4321 nucleotides long. RefSeq names its product polyamine-transporting ATPase 13A3-like. The transcript is spliced from 33 exons. The coding region runs from base 198 to 3866 and encodes 1222 amino acids. NCBI's taxonomy places the organism in Eukaryota, Metazoa, Mollusca, Bivalvia, Mytilida, Mytilidae. Gene Ontology annotation, biological process: transmembrane transport; intracellular calcium ion homeostasis. Gene Ontology annotation, cellular component: membrane. The record is from RefSeq and is a predicted model, not a curated record. Gene Ontology annotation, molecular function: ATP binding; ATPase-coupled monoatomic cation transmembrane transporter activity; P-type ion transporter activity.